This is a messenger RNA of Triticum turgidum subsp. durum (durum wheat), 1209 nucleotides long. Lineage: Eukaryota; Viridiplantae; Streptophyta; Magnoliopsida; Poales; Poaceae. The record is from the annotation of a GenBank genome assembly.
AUGCUGUCUGUGAGCUCGCCGAGGAUGCACAUGAGCCGGAACGCCGUGGAUUUGGGCCUGCUGGCCGCCUGCCGCUGCCGCCGCUGGGCCGCGCGCCCGGCGCCCAGGCGGCGCGCGCCAUGUGUUUGUUUCGUGGCCGCACCCAGCCAGACAGGUCUCGCGGCGAUCGACGUGCCGGCGGCUGAGACCAUUGCCAGCGCGGCGGCCGGGGCGGCGAGGCUCCCCGAGCGCGUGUCCAUCGCUUCGCUCUUGGAUGUCGUCUCGGAUGACCUGCUCAAGCUCAACAACAACCUCAAAUCGCUUAUUGGUGCAGAAAAUCCAGUUUUAGUAUCUGCCGCAGAACAAAUUUUUGGUGCUGGUGGAAAGAGAUUAAGACCAGCAUUGGUUUUUCUGGUGUCCAGAGCAACAGCGGAAGUAGCUGGCUUGUCGGAGCUAACUACAGAACAUAAACGCUUGGCAGAGAUCAUAGAAAUGAUUCACACUGCGAGUUUAAUACAUGAUGAUGUCAUAGAUGAUAGUGGAAUGCGCAGAGGGAAAGAAACCAUCCAUCAGCUGUACGGAACACGGAUAGCGGUGCUUGCUGGCGAUUUUAUGUUUGCACAAUCUUCUUGGUUUCUCGCAAACCUAGAGAACAUUGAGGUUAUAAAGCUCAUCAGCCAGGUGAUCAAGGACUUUGCUAGUGGGGAGAUAAAGCAGCAAUCGACCCUGUUCGACUGCGACGUCACCCUGGACGACUACCUGCUCAAGAGCUACUACAAGACGGCCUCCCUGCUCGCUUCAAGCACGAGGUCCGCGGCCAUAUUCAGCGGGGUGAGCACCGCAGUAUGCGAGCAGAUGUACGAGUACGGCAGGAACCUGGGGCUGUCGUUCCAGGUGGUGGACGACAUCCUCGACUUCACGCAGUCGGCGGAGCAGCUGGGCAAGCCGGCGGGGAGCGACCUGGCCAAGGGGAACCUGACGGCCCCGGUCAUCUUCGCGCUGCAGGAGUCGCCGGAGCUGAGGGAGAUCAUCGACUCGGAGUUCUGCGACACGGGCUCGCUGUCGGCUGCCAUGGAGCUGGUACAUAAAAGCGGCGGGAUACGGCGGGCGCAGGAGCUGGCCAAGGAGAAGGGCGACCUGGCGCUGCAGAACCUGCAGUGCCUCCCCAGGAGCCAUUUCAGGACCGCCCUUGAGAACAUGGUGAAGUACAACCUUGAGAGGAUCGACUAG